UCACACUGGCAGGGAGAGUCCCAUUUGCAACACUUGUGCGGCAUUGAAAUUGUCCUUCUGCAAAAAAACAAAACACCACACAAUUGGCAAGAAGCUCAUUUGUAGGGCCUGCAGAAGGGACUAGAGCUGGCAAAAUAUCACUGCAAAUCUUUUUAGCGGCUUCCCUGUCAGAAAGUGCCUCGUGGGAUUCCCUUCUGCCUUUCAAAGCGUGUCUAGAUGAUGAGAGGGCGAAUGGGGAGUUUAGCUGGAAGUUCUUCAGACAAGACCCUCUGCAGCCUGGUCGUCAUUCUUGUGGGCUUGUUCCUUCUCUCAGAAACUGCUUCCCUGAAAGGGAAGCAACUGGUCCUGUCUGGACAGACAGAGAAAUACCCUUCCUUGGCCGGCCGCAUUGCCCACGACUUGCACAUCUUUACCGUGUGCAUCUAUCUGAGCAAGACUAAUAGAAGUGUGGGUACUUGGGCGGCCUUUUCUUAUGACAUCAGCAGUUCCUCCAGGGACCCCAAAGAUGCGGAGCUGGCUUUGUUUGCCAGUAACGAUACCCUGCAAAUGUCCCUUUUCGGCACCCUGGUUGAUUUGGGGAAAGAUGUCGUGGCCCCCAAGAUGCGCCAGAUGUGCUGUGUGUGGGACGGGUACAAGAGCUUGCUCGAGGUCUUCCAUGACGGGGGCAGGAUGAAGAGCGAAGAUCUCCCUCUGCUCAAGCGCAAGCACCUGAAGCCUAAUGGGACUUUCAGGAUUGGGUGCCUCCACAAGAAGCAGGCUUCGCCCUUCCGCUUCGUGGGAACCUUGCACUACUUCCAAAUGUGGAGUUCCGUGAUAGAGGAGCAGCAAAUGAAGAAGUGCUUUUCUGGAGAUGUCAUUAGCUGGGAAGGCGAUUACUGGUCCUUGAACGGCGCAACACUUGAGUCCGACCAUCACCAAGAUUGCGGGUCACGUGACUUUAACCAUACAUCUUUAGCUCCACCACUGACAAGCAAAGCCCCUGACCCCUCAGUUACAGUGUCUCCUUCCAGGUCUGAUGAAGCCACACCCAAAGCAGAACCAACGGCAUCAACAGCUGUUCCUUCUAACUCUUAUGUGAAAAUACCAACCUCUGGCAGAGAUGGAACAACACAUCAACAGGAGUUGAUUGCAUCCACCACUCGACCCGAUGGAGCUACCCCGCAGGGCGUCCCAACUCAACCCACAUGGUACAUGCCAACUUCUCAGUAUGCUGAGACAGCUCCCAAAAGCACCUGGACUGUGCCCACCUCCAAACCUACCCAAGUUUCCUCAACUUCUAGAUACGAUGGGGCGACACAACAGGCUUCUGAAACAGUAUCUGUUCUUCCUUUUACCAAUACAAAGCUUAUCACUGAAUCGAAAGCAUCAACCAUCGAUAUAAAUGCCAAGACCACGCCGCAGACUUUUUGGUCUACACCAACACCCACAGGAACCAUGCCAGUUUCAGUAACGUUCUAUAACAUCCAGAUGAACUUCUCUGUGUUCUCCGAUCCUCCAGAGACAUUUGAUUACUAUGAUGUUAAGAAGCUCUCAACAAACUGGUUAAUGGGAGUUAUACAGUUAUUCCAUGAUCCUGAAUUUGUUGUUACAAACCAUAACAUCAAGGCAAAUGCUCGGAGGGAGCGCAUGAAAACUGGGAGAGAUGAAAAGCUGGCUCCUGAAAGCUUUUCCUCAAAGUCUGUCGUCAAGGCCACAUCUCACCAACCCAGAGAAAACAUCAGGAAAAUGUUACAGGAUACUUUGAGUGGCAGUCAUACUGAGAAGCCUCUUUCCAUGGAAUCUAAAGAUGUCGCUGUUGUUCACUUUGACCCAAAGACGUGCUCUCAGCACACACCACCAUCCAAAUACAAGGGGACCUACGAGUGGCUGGAGACAGCUCCUGCCACUGUGGCAUCUCAGUCCUGCAAGAUGAAUGGAGACCAGCUUGCUAGCAGAGCGUGCUUGAUUAAUAUCAACACGGGAAAUGCUUAUUGGAGGAGACAAGACCUGACUCUGUGCCAGCUGGUGCAAAAGCUACCUGAUAAUAUUAUGGAACUGAAAAACAUGACCAUCACAGUGGAAAACGCCGAGGAAGUGGCAGAUCACAUUUUGAUUCUGCUGAAUUCUACUAAGCUGAGUAAGGAAAAAAUCGAGGUCCUUGUGAGCAAGCUCACUGAUAUUGCCAACUGUGAGGAGAUCAGUGAGGCGCUGGCGAGGAAAGCCUUACAAAUAAUAGAUAUCAUUCUGACACAGGCUACCAAUGCCCAGGGCUUGCGAGGACACAUCAACAGCAUCCUACAGGUACUGGAACAAAUAGGUUUCAAGCUGAAAUUCAGUGGGAGAAGUGAGUCCAUCGUUCUCCCGCGGCUGGCUUUGGCUCUGUUGCGCCCAGAUCCCAUGAAUUUCCAGGGAGUUGCUUUUGGGGUCACAUCCUAUGACUCUGCAAUGGAUCCACAGAUUGAUAUCCGCCAGGCACCCUUUGAAAUGGCCCUGGCAUCCAUAUUUUUGCCAGAACUGCUGAGGCAUUACUUGGGGGCCCAAUCCUUUGAGCCAGAAGAUCACACAAAGAUCCAGUUUUCUUUUUUCGGAACAACUUCGCCGUUUCAGGAAAAGAAUAAAAAUCUGAUCACCUAUGUUGUGGGCGCCAGUGUUGAAAAUGUGUCUGUUCAAAACCUCUCGGAGCCAGUGAAUAUAAUUCUACAACAUAUAAACUCAACGACGGGUGAUGAGUCUGUGCACUGUGUAUUUUGGAACUUUAAGAAGAACGAUAACCAAGGAGGCUGGGAUACAUCAGGGUGUGAGGUACAACGCACAAAUUCAAAUUACACAAUCUGCAACUGCAGCCACCUCACCCAUUUUGGAGUCUUGCUGGAUGUAUACCGGACGGUACGUGAGGACAAGGUUUUAACAUUGGUCUCCCACGUGGGAUGUGGCCUUUCCUCCAUCUUCCUCGGCUUGGCUCUAGUGGUGUACCUUUCCAUCGACAAGCUCCGCGGGGACGACCCGUCCAGAAUCCUCGUCCACCUCUGCUCCGCGCUGCUGAUGCUCAACCUCGCCUUCCUGCUGGACUCCUGGCUGGCCUCUUUCCAGGUGCGCGGCCUCUGCAUCACGGUGUCCGUGGCUCUUCACUACUUCCUGCUGGCUGCCUUCACCUGGAUGGGCCUGGAAGCCAUCCACAUGUACUAUGCGCUGGUCAGGGUCUUCAACACUUACGUCCCGCAUUACAUGCUCAAGGUUUCCCUGGCUGGCUGGGGAAUUCCAGCGGUCAUCGUUUCCACGGUUCUCAUUAUAAGCACAGACUUUUAUGGGGUUUUAAGCGACCCCCUAAGCAGCAGUCCAAUCACACCUUUUUGCUGGAUCCGCGAUGACCUUGUGUUUUACAUCUCUGUGCUGGCCUAUUUCUGCUUGGUGUUCCUGAUGAACACCGUCAUGUUCAUCGCGGUCCUUCUGCAGAUUCACACCAUGAAAACGAAGAGCCCGGGCCGCGUCAGCAACUGGAAUCACAGCUUCCUCCACGGCUUGAAGCGGGUAGCCAGCUUAAUGGUUCUGCUCAGCUUAACGUGGAGUUUUGCCUUUUUCUCUGUGGGGCCCACACAGACAUUGUUCUCCUACCUCUUUGCCAUUUGCAACACCUUCCAAGGAUUCUUCAUUUUCGUGUUUCACUGUCUCAUGAAGGAGAACGUGAGGAAGCAAUGCCGAGUGCAUUUCUGCUUGGGAAAGUUUCGGCUCAGCUAUUCUGAUUGGAGCAGCUCUGCCACAACUCUGGGAUAUCACCAUCACUCGCAGAACACAUCACCCCAUUCUCUGAAGUCGCAGAGCUCUUGCACCGCCAGCUCCACAUCAAACGGUUCAGGAAGCUUACCUGGGGCUGCUCCUGAGACUGAUGAUGUUUUGCACAGCACCCGCCAUGCAUCCUUUACUCACCAGAAGGUCAAGCUUCCUCGCGUGAGAAGAAUGUCACCAAUGGAUGCAGAGCUUCACUGCACUCAGAAAACGAGUUUUUUGCCUUGAGGGCCUGUCUGGUUCUUCCUGGGUCUCCGGCUGCCCAGUCUGCUCUUUACAGUCAUGACAAAUCAAUGGUCGGCUGAAGAUCUUCUUUCAGCCUCUCCUUCCACCCUUCUCAAAGUAUUCUGAGCCAGUUCAAUAAGUUAGUUUCAGUUAAGGAUUUUGAAAAGCCUACCAGCUGAGCAGGCAAAGCUCUCAACCUAUGCCCCAUGAAGACGAAAGUUUGGACAGACCAAUGGUUGCAAACAUAAAUGAGAAAUAAGUGAAGGAUUAACAUCGGAAUGGUUUACUGACUAAUUAAGAAAUGCAAUGUGAUAUUAGAUUAUUAGCACUCCGCGAAAUUCAGAGCAUGGGAAGUCACCCAAAGAUAUAUAAUUUGGCAAUAUAUUUGGCUUUUUUAUUGUAUUGUAAUUUUGAAUGUUACAAUGUGUUUCUUAUUGGAUUAUUAAAUUGGAAAACUCAAUAAAAUAUAAUA
Molecule: messenger RNA, 4459 nt
Organism: Zootoca vivipara (common lizard)
Lineage: Eukaryota; Metazoa; Chordata; Lepidosauria; Squamata; Lacertidae
Product: adhesion G protein-coupled receptor G4-like
Biological process (GO): cell surface receptor signaling pathway; adenylate cyclase-activating G protein-coupled receptor signaling pathway
Cellular component (GO): plasma membrane
Molecular function (GO): G protein-coupled receptor activity
Source: RefSeq, a predicted model, not a curated record